AUGAAUGUUAAUCGGCAGAAGACUCAGAUGGAGAGACUAUAUCUUGCUAUGAACUCAACUCGUCCAGGAGAAGCCGGAAAAUAUGUUUUAAAUUCUAUUAACUAUAUGAAAGAUAAACAAUUUUCUUCUUUUCAAUCUACAAGAUUUAUUGAGCUAUUUUACAUAGCCAAAAUAAGACCAGACGCUUUUGAUUUACCAGAAAUUCAUGCCAGGAUCCUAGAAAAUUCGAAUUUCCCAGAAGGUCUUGCAACAACUUUAUUUGCUGCUAUGGGCUAUGCAUAUCAAAUCAGAUCCAUCAGAUUCCCUGCCUGUAUGCUUCAUUUACUCUAUAGGGAUAUUACAGGUCCCAAAGAAUUUUGUAAUUUCGAACCUUGCAAACCAUAUAUCGAUAUUCUCAUUAUAUUUUUCUUAUUCCCACAAGAUCGGCUUAAACUCGAAAUCAAGAAUGAAAUUCAGCGUAUAAAUUCACCACAAAUUCCUUCAGAACAAGGAGUAGUUCAUAAAAUUACUUCAGAGAUCAUAACAAGGAUCAAUUUACUUCAAGAUAAGCCUUCCGACAAAGACUCAACAAAUCUCGAUAUUCUUUUAACAUUUCUUCCAUUACCAAAUUGCACAGAAGCGAUUUUAAAUUUCUUCCCAAAUUUAUUGAAGUUUCAUCCCAUGCGAGUACCAGUAUUCAUCAAAGCACUUGUAGAUUACUUCUCAAAAUGCUCCGAAAACAAUCAAGAAGUCAAUAAAUUACUUUUGAAAUUUUCCAACCUGAAAGUUGACGGCUUCGAAGCAGAACAUCAGCGAGCCCUUGCAGAUAUCGAGAGGAACAAUCCCAGCCUCGGAAUUUACACAGUGAAUAUUGAUGGAAUAACAGGGUCAGAUAUCGUUAGAAUUACACUUACAAACGAUCCUGCGUUUGAUGACAUGUGUAAGAGAAUCGCUCGUAGCAUGGAAAACAAGAAAAUAAGGUUUUCAAGAUUGAGAAUUGUUUUAGAAGCCAUUUAUCAAAAAGUAGAACCUCUUUUAAGCAAUUCCAACAACGAGUCCAUAUUUAGUCGCGUUAUCUUCAUCUUCCUUCUGUUUUUCAAGAAAUUAAUAAUCGAAAUCACAGAUGGACCUGAUUACGCGAAGUAUUUAUGUUUAAUUACAAAGAUCUUCACCAAGAUAGACAAUGAAGCCAAGAAAGACAUCUUGCCGAACUUAGAACCAUGGUAUGUCCCUACAGUUUUCGAAAAUUCUGGACUUCCAGUUUACGAUGAAACGGUUUUGACACUUUUACAAAUAGGAGCCGAUGGAAGUAUUGAACUUUUCGCAAUCUUGUAUAAAGUACUCUAUUACGCGUCACUUUUUCAAAAAGUGAAGUCAGUUCAAUUCAACGAGAUGGUUGAAGGCGUAUUAAGUAUUGGUAGGAGCGACAUUGCUAAGGAUAUAAAAGGAAUGAUUGAUGACUUCUUGAACACGAACUACAAACAGUUAGAAGGAUAUGCACGAUUAAUUUCCCUUGAAUUAGUUAUUUGUUCACCUAAAUACAUCGGACCAAUUGUAUGGGACAAAGAACUGUUACCUUAUCUUAUGGAAGCUCUCGAUCAGAAGAAGAAUGUUAAGUUUAUUCCUAUUAACAUUAUAAGUUGGAAAGAAUCAGGAAAAAUGGAACAGGCAUUUGACAAUUUUGUUCAUUCUGAAGCUGUUUCCGCUCGUGCUGCUUUACACACUGAACCAUACGUUGAGUUUAUUAUUGGAUCUGCAGAACCACAUCCUCCUCAACCAUGGUUUCUGAUAUUAUCUUAUUUUUUGGUACAAAAUUUCGAGAUGUCCAUGAAAAUGAUGUUUCUUCUUUUUUCGGCUGUUGCUUAUGACAAUUUACAAAAUAACCAACAAAAGAUGAGACAUGGAUAUACCGUUAUUCCUCUUCCUGUCAUGGAAAUGGCCUUGGGAUAUAUAAUAAACUCAAGGAAAUCUGAUCAACAGAAAGAAGCAAUUUCUCUUUCAAUUGCUAAAUAUUUAAUUCAUGAAGAAAGACAUGUAAGAGUUGCUGCUUACGCUGCAAUUUGUGCUUUGAAUGUUGAUAACCUCAACAGACCUGUUUUCCAUUUACCUGAAGAUAAAGAGUCAUUUAACAUUGUCGGACAAGCAAUAAUUGUUGAAAACGAUCCCACAAUUAUAAAUGACUAUAAAUACUUCCUGUUGUCAAAUGAUUUAGGUGCUGUUCCUUUACAAAAAUUCCAAAGACAAUGUCCGAUUAAAUACAGUUCAAUUUGUGUAGAAAGUGUCGGUUUUGACAUUGACCCUUUAACAAUUCCGGAUAUGGCACCACCGAGAUUUCCCCUGAAGCCAGUUAUUUCUCCUGUUCCGGAGUUUAAUGAACUCAUUUUGCCUGUCGAAGAGAAUAAAGAAAUUCACGAACUUCAACAAUUUCUCAAAUUACCCGAAUUUUCAGAAAAAAGUGACAAUGAAAAAGAAAAUGAGAAUGAAGUGACUGAUUUCAUUUAUUCAGCGCCGUGCGAAGUGAACAAACGUGAUGAUGAGAUGUAUACACUUAUAUACAACUCAAUAGCUGCUUUAGAACCAGUAAGAAUUUUAGAUCAAACUUGUAUUUUCGCAUGUACAGUUUUGAAGCGAAUUUUGAUCGAAAAAGAAGACUCUUUUGAACCGAUUGUGAUGCCAAUGAUUCCUCUUCUUAGAAUGCAUUACAGUGGUAAUAAAGAUGUCCCUCAAAGUCACUGGAUUUUCCUCAUUGCGUUUUUGUCAAUUGUUACUUUGAGAAAACGAAUUCCAAGAAGUUUUUCUGAAAAAGAAAAACAAAUUUUGGAUGAACAAAUAAUACCUGCUUUGAGCGAAAUUGCUCCUCCAGCAGCUUCUUGUAUCAGUGAGAUGAUGAAUUACAUAAUGAACAAGAGGUUUGACAUUGGAAAAUUCCUUCUUCCAAAUGAUAUUUCAAUGUUCGCAAUUUCUCAAAAACCUGACAAUUCAAAGGACUCGGAAAAUUUGGAAUUCACCCUUAUUUUUGAACGUCCUGAAGAGAGUGACGAAAGACUCAUGAACAUUGCAUUCGAGAAUGAGAUACACAACAUGCCUGAAGACUUCGUUCUCCAGAACAUUUCGAUGUGUUUAAUGGCAAGUUCUGCUGAUUAUGUUUCAAGAUUUUUCGAUAUCUUGGAAAAUAGUUCGAAUAAGACUAAGCUAAGAACUAAGAUAUCAGAACAACUUGUCAAUAUGAAAGCUCAAGUUGAAUGGGCAUUUUAA
Trichomonas vaginalis G3 is the source of this 3234-nucleotide messenger RNA. RefSeq lists its product as uncharacterized. Lineage: Eukaryota; Parabasalia; Trichomonadida; Trichomonadidae. Bases 1 to 3234 code for a protein of 1077 amino acids. The transcript has a single exon. The record is from RefSeq and is a predicted model, not a curated record.